Messenger RNA from Staurois parvus, 308 nucleotides. The record is from the annotation of a GenBank genome assembly. NCBI's taxonomy places the organism in Eukaryota, Metazoa, Chordata, Amphibia, Anura, Ranidae.
UCCGGGGAGAGCGGAUAUAGUGAAUGCGGGGUCCGGGGAGAGCGGAUAUAGUGAAUGCGGGGUCCGGGGAGAGCGGAUAUAGUGAAUGCGGGGUCCGGGGAGAACGGAUAUAGUGAAUGCGGGGUCCGGGGAGAACGGAUAUAGUGAAUGCGGGGUCCGGGGAGAACGGAUAUAGUGAAAUGCGGGGUCCGGGGAGAACGGAUAUAGUGAAUGCGGGGUCCGGGGAGAACGGAUAUAGUGAAUGUGGGAUAUAGUGAAUGCAGGGUCCGGGGAGACCAGAUAUAGUGAAUGCAGGGUAGGUUUAGUAA